Hirsutella rhossiliensis is the source of this 741-nucleotide messenger RNA. Its product is annotated as pre-mRNA processing factor 4 (PRP4) like domain-containing protein. Gene Ontology annotation, cellular component: U4/U6 x U5 tri-snRNP complex. Gene Ontology annotation, biological process: mRNA splicing, via spliceosome. The transcript has 2 exons. NCBI's taxonomy places the organism in Eukaryota, Fungi, Ascomycota, Sordariomycetes, Hypocreales, Ophiocordycipitaceae. Gene Ontology annotation, molecular function: U6 snRNA binding; U4 snRNA binding; protein binding. The coding region runs from base 1 to 741 and encodes 246 amino acids. The record is from RefSeq and is a predicted model, not a curated record.
AUGAUACACCCGUCGCGACAGGCCUACGUCCAAGAGGCCGAGGCCGCCGUGGGUGUCGCCCUGGAGGAUCUUCCCGAUAACCACGACUAUGACCUUCCCACCGCCGGCGGCGCCGAGAAGGCCUCGGCCAUCCUCAACCAGUUCAACCGAAAGCGCCUCGCGGCCACCAUUGCCGUUCCCACCGACGAUGGCCGCGUCCGCGCCAGGCUAAGAGAGAUGGGCGAGCCCGUCACCCUCUUUGGCGAGGGCCCGGCCGAGAGGCGCGACCGUCUGCGCGAGCUCCUGACCAUCCAGGCCGAGAUGACAAGUCUGGAAAACGGCGACAUCACAAUGGAGGACGCCUCGGACGACGACGCCGCUGAAGAGCAAGAGGAAGAGUUCUACUCGAGAGGAGGCGACAAGCUGCUCCAGGCUCGCCUCGACAUCGCCCGCUUCUCCCUACCCCGCGCCAAGCGGAAGACGGCUGUCCAGAAGGAAGAAGCGACCAUCCCCCUGCGCACCCAUGUCAAAUUCCGCAAGAACAUCAAGGAAAGGCUGCAGGCCUUUGAGCUGCAAGGGAGCCAGACGGUCGGCGAGAGGAACAUCAGUAUGACCCGAAUGUCGCCCAACGGCGAGCUUGUGGCCAUCGGCAACUGGGGCGGCCAGGUCAAGCUGCUUGAGAUCCCGAGCCUGUCCGACAAGAUAACCUACCGCGGCCACACCAACAAAAUCGGUGGCAUUUCAUGCCUCUGGGGGCGCUGA